Messenger RNA from Impatiens glandulifera, 1854 nucleotides. Its product is annotated as probable protein phosphatase 2C 12. The transcript has 10 exons. Lineage: Eukaryota; Viridiplantae; Streptophyta; Magnoliopsida; Ericales; Balsaminaceae. The record is from RefSeq and is a predicted model, not a curated record. Bases 231 to 1520 code for a protein of 429 amino acids. Gene Ontology annotation, biological process: protein dephosphorylation. Gene Ontology annotation, molecular function: protein serine/threonine phosphatase activity.
CAUCGCCAACUCGAGAUUUGAGCGUUUUCAAUUCUAUUCCCUUCCUUCCAUAAACAACAAUGAACGCCGGGAUCCGCGUUUUUUGAUUUCCGCGAUUCCAAAACACAAAUAUAUUUUCAAUUCCCUUCUUCUCCAUCUUCUUCGCCUUUCAUCUUCCGAUUUCAGUGUCUUCUUGUUGAUUAAGGUAAUGAAGUGAAAUUGUUCAACAAGGAGUGUUAAGGGACUGUAGAAUGUCCUCAAGGGGUGGAGAGCAUCAGACGGUCCCGCUCUCUGUAUUGUUGAAGCGUGAAUUGGAAAAUGAAAAGUUUGAGAAACCUGAGAUUGUUCAUGGUCAGGCUAAUCAAAGUAAGAAAGGGGAGGAUUUUACGUUAGUGAAAACUGAGUGUCAACGGAAUUCAGGAGCUGAUGUUUCUACAUAUUCUGUUUUUGGGAUAUUUGAUGGCCAUAAUGGACCUGCAGCUGCUAUUUACACGAAAGAGAACCUUGUCAGCAAUGUUUUUUCCGCUCUUCCUUCUAAGCUAAGUAGAGAGGAAUGGGUUGCUGCACUUCCUAGGGCUUUGGUCGCAGGAUUUGUUAAAACAGACAAGGAUUUUCAAGAGAAAGCUCAAACCUCGGGAACAACCGUUACCCUUGUGAUUAUAGAAGGUUGGUAUAUUACUGUAGCCUCAGUCGGUGAUUCCCAGUGCAUUCUUGAAUCUGCUGAUGGUGUAAUAUAUCAUCUAUCUUCUGAUCAUAGGCUCGAAUGCAAUGUAGAGGAGGUUGAGCGUGUUACUGCAAGUGGGGGAGAGGUUGGCCGGCUCAAUGCAGGUGGUGGAACAGAGAUUGGACCUCUGAGAUGUUGGCCCGGGGGACUAUGCCUUUCUCGGUCUAUCGGAGAUGUUGAUGUUGGCGAGUUUAUUGUGCCGGUCCCUUAUGUGAAGCAAGUAAAGCUGUCCUCUGCUGGUGGCAGGCUUAUUCUAUCGAGUGAUGGAGUUUGGGAUGCUAUAUCACCUGAAUCAGCAUUCGAUUGUUGCCGUGGGAUGACACCAGAUGCUGCAGCUUCUCAAGUAGUUAAAGAAGCUGUAGGUGUGAAAGGAAUUCGUGAUGACACAACCUCCAUUGUAAUUGAUAUAUUACCACCUGAGAAGCCAAAUCCUCCGUUGCCAACAAAGAAGCGCGGAAAAGGAGUUCUUAAAUCUAUCUUCCGCAGAAAGUCAGCGGAAUCAUGUUCUCAACAUGAACAUGAGAAAGAAUACUGUGAGCCAGAUGUAAUUGAGUUGUUUGAGGAGGGAUCAGCUAUGCUUUCACAAAGGUUGGACACAAAGUACCCACUAUGCAAUAUGUUUAAGCUAUUCAUCUGUGCGGUUUGCCAAGUAGAGAUGGAACCUGGGGAUGGUAUAUCAAUACAUGCAGGUUCUUCCUCAGAGAUCUUACGAUCUUGGGAUGGUCCUUUCCUUUGCUCAAGCUGCCAAGAUAAAAAAGAAGCCAUGGAAGGGAAAAGACCCUCAGGAGAAAGGCAUUACAGUAGUGGGAGUGAAUAGGACGAGGAAUCUUUGUUUGGUCGACUGAUUUGAUUCUUUAACCGAGUGUUGAUGAUGGAAAUACGAGCUCAGAAUUGCGCAAUGUUUUGUUCGUCUGUCUACCUUAUACAGGCUUCCUGCUUUCUGGUAAAAUCCCUUCAUAAAAUGUUGAUGAACUCAGUUUUAAAGUGUUUUUUUUAUAUAGUUUGAAAUGGAUUUGGACAAAAGUCACAAGUGCUAACUAAAAUUGAUGAUAUUAGUCUACGUACUUUUCAAGCUUUUUCAUCCAUGUGUAAAUGUAAACAUUAGAUAUCUUGGAAAAAUAUUGGCUAAAUUCAAUUGAUUCAUCUUCAUC